Messenger RNA from Didymodactylos carnosus, 729 nucleotides. The record is from the annotation of a GenBank genome assembly. Lineage: Eukaryota; Metazoa; Rotifera; Eurotatoria; Philodinida; Philodinidae.
AUGCGUAAUGAAACAAUGGCCCCUGGACAACUAUCAGGUAGGAAUUCUGUCACUGUUAUUUCUGCUGAAGCAGGCUCAUUUGAUGACAAAGAUGAAGUUCGUUUACUAUCAAAUCGUUCUAUAUGUUGUUUAAAUGAACAUCAUUAUGAUCCAGUAACGAAAGAUUGUCUUGAUGCAUUAAAAUGUUAUCGUGCUAGUAGAAUUUUCUGUAAUUUAUCAACGAAUACUAAUGAAAAACGGCAACAAACAUCGUUGUUCUAUAUUGAACAUAUUCAUGCACAAUUUCAACGGCAUGAUUAUUUUGAAAGUCGUCCAUGUGCACCAGAUGAAAUUGUUAAAAAUGGCUAUGAUAAAUAUUCGUAUGGUGUUUAUGUGAAAAGAAAUAUUGAACCUGGAACAUUGUUAUUAGUUGAACAAGCUUUUUCCUUGGUUGAUGUUUAUUCAUUAAAAUACUAUUUAGAUAAUGAAAUACAGUUGAGUUUAAAUCUAAUUGAAACUAAUAAACAACAAACAUCGUCAUCGUUAAUUUCUGGAAUAUCGAUAGACAUGAUUUCAUCGCGACGUGCGGGAUGCCAAAGUGAUCGCGGUAGUGAUAGCGCGAUCGCGCCCCAAAUGAGUCGCGAGAGUGGAUUUGAGGAAUCAUCGCCUUUUUGUAUGAUGUUCCGGAAGAAAAAACCGGGUAAAACAUCGUGCAAUAAAGUCAAUAAUUUGAUUGCUACAGUUCUUUAA